This is a messenger RNA of Daphnia magna, 1095 nucleotides long. RefSeq names its product derlin-2 (gene Der-2). Lineage: Eukaryota; Metazoa; Arthropoda; Branchiopoda; Diplostraca; Daphniidae. Gene Ontology annotation, molecular function: misfolded protein binding; ubiquitin-specific protease binding. Gene Ontology annotation, biological process: endoplasmic reticulum unfolded protein response. Gene Ontology annotation, cellular component: Hrd1p ubiquitin ligase ERAD-L complex; endoplasmic reticulum membrane. Bases 281 to 1030 code for a protein of 249 amino acids. The record is from RefSeq and is a predicted model, not a curated record. The transcript is spliced from 6 exons.
UAUACUACUCGUCCACGUCAACGUAUGGUACUGCCCAACUACCCAAAACAAACUAAUCUGAUCCUUGAAAACGAUGAUUUUAUGUGUUCCAUGAAAUCCUUGCAAAUUUGGAUAAUAGCUCGUCUGAUUGCAUGUGUGGCUAUUCAAAGCUGUUUUUGUACUCUUCUAUUGAUUAACGUUCGCGUUUGAGUAGGCAAAACUCAAUUUAAGGUGUAAACAAUCAGUGGCACCCCCCAUCUCUACUGUUGAUGAAAUCAACAACAGCAAAAAAUUAUAUAAAAUGGCUUACCAUACAUUACGCCAAGAGUAUAUGUUGAUGCCCCCAGUAACACGGGCUUACACUACUGUUUGUUUGCUCACUUCCAUUGCAGUUCAACUGGAUGUAGUAUCACCUUUCCAACUAUAUUUCAAUCCUUUGCUCAUCACUCAAAAGUUUGAGAUAUGGAGACUACUAACUCCCUUCUUCUUCUUUGGGACUUUCAGUUUCAAUUUUCUGUUCAACAUGAUUUUUACCUAUCGCUAUUGUAGAAUGCUAGAGGAAGGCUCGUUCAGAGGUAGAACAGCUGAUUUUGUUUACAUGUUCAUAUUUGGCUGCAUCACUACAGUGAUAUGUGCCUGGUUUGUAAACUUGUUGUUUCUGGGACACUCACUUACCACUAUGUUUGUCUAUAUAUGGGCUCGACGAAAUCCUUACGUUAGGAUGAAUUUCUUCGGCCUUCUACCUUUUCGAGCCCCAUACUUGCCCUGGGUUCUCGUGGCUUUUUCCGUUCUAUUGGGGAACAGCGUGUUGGUGGACAUUCUUGGAAUCGCUAUCGGUCACCUGUAUUUCUUCCUAGAAGACGUAUUUCCCAAUCAACCAGGUGGUCGAAGACUUUUGGCCACGCCCCGCCUACUGAAACUGUUGUUCGACACGCACAUCGAGGAUCCCAUUUAUAAUCCUGCCCCUGAUGAGCGUCCUGGAGGUUUUGAUUGGGGUGCAGCAGGGGCGCCUGGAGCUGCAGAACAACCAAGAGAGAACGAAAAUCAGUGAAAAUAUCUGUUCAAAAUUACUACAUGAUAAAAAAGAAAACUAAAUAAAUGGAAAUUUGUUAAAUA